CAUAUUUUCAGUGAGUUGACAUGCACGGUUGGGUUCGAAACUAUCCAUCAGUUGCCAAUCAGUUUUGUCAUAAAUUAAAGCAAAAUGACUUCAUUAAGUAAAACUGGAUCAAUUCUUUGUCUUGCAACUUUUGUGAUAGUUUUUGCGCUAACCAUUGAGAAAUCCUCUGGAGUGGAAGAUGUGGAAAAAUUACAACUGUACGACUGCAAGAAGGUGAUGGGCAGGAUUGCGAAAAAGACCAUAAAACUGUUUGGUCAAUGCACAAAAGAAGUAAAAGCAAACAGUACCAAGGAAGAGUUUGAAAAGAAAAUGAGUUGUAUCAUCAAGUGUGCCCUGGAUAAGAUGCAUUUGCUGACUGAUGAGGGCAUUGUCACAAAGGAAACUGUUCAAGGUUUCAUGGAUGAGAUGAUCCCAGAGGAUGCACAUGAAAUUGGACACGUCUUAGUUGAAGACUGCCUUUCAGAUCACGGGUCCAAGCUGGAUAAAGAUCAGCCAUACUGCGAAAGUUAUGGAGAAUUUACGCAGUGCAUGCAGAAUACAAUUGGAGACUUUGCUGAAAAAGCUAAUUGCAAUAUUGGAGCUCUUGGUUAAAUUUAAUGACGUCUACUGGAACUUUACAUCUUUUUUCUAUUCAGUAAAAUCUAUAAAAAUAGGACGGAUAUUCCAAUCGUUAUUGGUUGAUGGGACAUGUAGAAGCCAACCAACUUCCUGUGCUAACUAGUAGCUGUAAAAUUAAACCAUGUGAUCUUUUACUGUUUACUGAGUCAAAACUUUAUUUUAUACAUUUCGUUUUAUCUCUUGUCGUUAUGAAUUUUAUUAAAUAGUGACAACUUCUUUAAUAAAGUAAGACUUCA
Molecule: messenger RNA, 854 nt
Organism: Folsomia candida
Lineage: Eukaryota; Metazoa; Arthropoda; Collembola; Entomobryomorpha; Isotomidae
Exons: 9
Coding region: 85-591 (168 amino acids)
Molecular function (GO): odorant binding
Source: RefSeq, a predicted model, not a curated record